CAACUCAAAGUUCAAAAAAAAAUAUCACCUCACAAGUUAAAUUAUAUUGCAUUGCAUUGCUUUAAAACAUAUACACAUAUUGCAGUUAUAGUUUGGAGUUUGAUAUGGCAAACUCAAAGGUCAUAGCUAUUGCAUUUUUGGUGUUGAUAGUUGUGGACCUUUCACUAGCUGCUAGACCUUCUAAGAAGAUUGGUGGUGGUGGUGGUAGUCAUGGAGGAGGUGGUGGUGGACAUGGAGAAGGAGGAGGUGGUGGUGGUACUGGUGUUGGAGAAGCAGCUGGCCGGGGUUCCGGUUCGGGUUAUGGGUCAGGGAGUGGUUCUGGAUAUGGAAAGGGUGGUGGAGGCAAGGGAGGAGGUGGUGGUGGUGGGGGAGGAGGAGGUGGUGGUGGUGGUGGUGGAGGGUCAGGGAAUGGUAGUGGGUCCGGUUCGGGCUACGGGUCCGGAAGUGGUUCCGGAUAUGGUUCGGGUGGUGGUAAAGGAGGAGGUGGUGGUGGCGGUAGCGGUGGAGGUGGCGGAGGUGGUGGUGGUAAUGGUAAUGGGAAUGGCUCGGGAAGUGGGUCCGGGUAUGGGAGUGGUAGUGGGUCCGGAUACGGAAGUGGUAAUGGGAAAGGUGGCGGUGGUGGUGGUGGCGGCGGUGGAGGAGGUGGUGGAGGCGGAGGAGGGCGUAACGGGCAAGGUUCAGGAUACGGGAGCGGGUCUGGAUACGGGUCAGGUUACGGGUCCGGAUACGGUGAUGGUGAUGGUGGCAAUGGACCAUAAACUAUUUUUUCCACAAUAACUAUCUCAUUAUUCACAUAUUAUUGACAAUAAUCUAUGGCAUUAGUAAACCGUACAAUAAAUCACAUCAUAUUCAGUUGUAAGAGAAUUUGCAUGUACUCAUUUUGUUUUUUGUUUUUUUCCUUCUGUUACAUGCUUCUAAGGAUAUGAACAUGAAUAUUCAAAUUUACAAUAACUGUAGAAGUUACAUGCCUAUUAGAUGUUUCAUUUAUGAAAUCACAUCUUUCAUAAA
Helianthus annuus (common sunflower) is the source of this 1008-nucleotide messenger RNA. Its product is annotated as putative glycine-rich cell wall structural protein 1. Lineage: Eukaryota; Viridiplantae; Streptophyta; Magnoliopsida; Asterales; Asteraceae. The transcript has a single exon. The record is from RefSeq and is a predicted model, not a curated record. Bases 105 to 758 code for a protein of 217 amino acids.